This is a messenger RNA of Stylophora pistillata, 2472 nucleotides long. Its product is annotated as prostatic acid phosphatase. Gene Ontology annotation, biological process: dephosphorylation. Gene Ontology annotation, molecular function: phosphatase activity. NCBI's taxonomy places the organism in Eukaryota, Metazoa, Cnidaria, Anthozoa, Scleractinia, Pocilloporidae. The record is from RefSeq and is a predicted model, not a curated record.
AGUCUGGGAACGAUUAUUUUUACAGAAAAGCCGAAAUGGCGGACGAAAACCUUUAUCAUUUCCGUAUUUGUUUAGGUUUUUUCUUCUGGCUUCUGCAGGCGUCAACUUUUUCAUAUGGAGGGCAAAAACUUCGAAUGGUUAAUGUGGUUUAUCGUCAUGGGGACAGAUCACCUGUACAUUUUUUUAAAUCAGAUAAGUAUCAAAAUUAUUGGCCACAAGGAAAAGGACAACUUACUCAGAGAGGAAUGAAACAGGAAUAUGAACUGGGCAGGUUACUGAAGGAUCGUUAUGUUGAAAAACAAAAGCUCCUGAAUUCAUCAUACCUGUUUAAAGAGAUCUAUGUUCGCAGUAGUGAUAAAGAUCGUUGUAUCAUGAGCGCUCAGGCCCAGCUUAAUGGCCUUUAUCCACCUAUUGGAACACAGGUAUGGAGGAAUCAUCUAGACUGGCAACCAAUUGGUGUUCAUGUGGUACCAAAGAAUGAGGAUUAUUUUCUGCGGCCAUAUGAUUAUGAUUGUCCUCGCCUCCCUGAGCUUAAAGAAAAAUCUAAACAAGAGGAACAGUACAAAAAUAUGGCCAAACAAAACAAGGAGAUGCUGGCUUAUAUCUCUGCACAUAGUCAAGAAACUGUAAGUCUGGACAAUGUUUGGGGAAUCUAUGACACACUUUUUUGUGAGAAAUCACAUAACCUUACACUUCCUUCUUGGGCUAUGAAUGGCACAACUUGGGAAUCCCUCAGAAAUUUGAGCCAAUUUGAAAUGACAUCGUUGUUCAACUCUCCAGAGAAAGCUAAAAUGACUGGAGGAAGUUUAGUGGGUGCUAUUAUCAAGAAUAUGAAAGGUUACCUUGAAUCAGAAAGCAAAAAAAUGUAUAUUUACUCGGCUCAUGAUACAACAUUGGUUGCUUUGCUGAGUGCCUUGGAUAUUUUUGAUGGGAUCCAGCCGGCUUACUCCAGUGCAGUCAUCAUAGAGCUUUAUUCAGAUGAAAAUGAUGCCAAGAAAGAUGCAAAUGUUCGUAUAAUGUAUCGAUUUGGUCAAAGCAAAGAUCCAAAGGCUCUAAAGUUACCAAAGUGUUCUCAAGAGUGCCCUCUGAAUGACUUCAUCAAAGAGACUUCGGAUGUUGUUCCUGAUGAUAUCGAAAAGGCGUGUGGAAAAACAGCCGAAAAGAAGUGCGUCCGGACCGUUAUAUACAAAAGUUUCUUGGCAGCCUUCAUUUCAGUCACUGUUGUGUUGGCUCUCCUUCUGUUCUGUUUGUGCGUCAGGUGCUGUUGCAAGCGAUGCCGAGGAAAUAACAUCACUGUGUACAAUGCCAAUCUGCUUAAAGACGCCCGGCUUUUGGACAGACCAGAUUAUGAUUCGGACACCUAAACUGUCGUCCAUUUCUAUCCACUCGUGUUUUGUUUAAAACUUUUUUGACCAUCUAGUAGUCGCUUUCAAAGACACAUGUCCUUUUCAGGACUACCAUCGCCUGGACGAUCAUCUUAAACAAUCCGGCGACUGUUGCUAUCGGAUUCAAACCAUUUCCGCUAAUAAUUUCUUGAAAACUCUGUUAGGACAUUUUGAUAGAAAACUUUUUUAUUCAUGAGUCGUCUGAGGUGCGCUUAACCAAGGAGCGUGUGCAUGACUUUCCCUACUAGUUGUUACAAGCUUCCUCGUCAUUUCGUGUUAUAUCCAACUAACACACUCAAUUAUAUAAAUUUGUCGAUUUUCAGGACCUGUUCACUGGAUAAUUUACUCAUAGAGAAGGCAGACUGUUUAGGCUGAUAACGAUAAGACUUUUUAAGUGUGAAUGGGUUUCUACUGUUAUUGGUUAGUCCGAGAAAAGAUUCCCGGACGACCAGCCAAUUCUUCGCAAACCCGUCAAACUUAAUUGUGGUACGACGAGGCUCGUAUCAAGUGGGUUGCCAUAGUAACGUGACAGGUGGAGAAAGGUAUAAGGCAAAGAGAACAAAUUCGGAUCGUCCCUCGACUAUUCGUACCCUAACCUGCUUUCGAGUGUCGCAGUUAGGCGCUGUAGUUUCCUAAGCUAAAAAUUUGUACUGGGGCGUUAAAUUUUUCACUUCGCUUUCUGUUUGUAAGAGAUGUUAACGUUAAGAUAAAGUAUGGAUAAUUUACAGGGCGCAUUCUUACCAUAACAAUGGGAUGGAAAGGUAGUUUUCGUCCAAAAAUACAUAGAUAAGUUUUACUCCCGGUGUGAUAGGUUUUGUUUUUCAGUAUUAGUGACAUGAUCACUUCAUUCUUUCUUAUCAACAUUUAUUAAUUAGGAGAAAUUUGGUGUGCACAUGACAAAUUUGUUUCACACUUCCCAAACGGUUGUAGUGUUUUUGAGUUAAUAUUUCAAAGAGAGUCGAUACAAUGAAUUCAGCAGCUAUGGUUUUAGAACUUUAAUUUAUAUAAGUAGGUAGGAAAUGGUAUUUUUAUCGCUUAUAACAACUCAUAAUGAAUUUUGAAAUAAACCAAAUAUUACUGCGCUGUU